AUGACUCUGCGAGGAGCAGCUCAGGAUUGGUUCCACACUCUACCGUCCGCGUCAAUAGGCAACUUCAUGGAGUUCGCCAUCAUUUUCACAAAGGAGUACACCUCCUACAAGACGGUCAGAAAGCAUGCAGACCACCUGUUCAACCUGCGCAAGAAGCCAGACGAGUCUCUACGAGACUACCUGAGACGGUUUAAGGCUGAGAAGGCUAACAUCAUAGGAUGCAACGACCAAGUUGCAUCCUCAGCAUUCAAAAAGGGUUUGCCAACCGAGCACGAGCUAUACCGGGAGCUGGCCAUAACUCCAAGUCAAACUUUGGCAGAAGUGUUCGCGACGGCAGAGCGCUACGCACUUUGGGACGAUGAUCGUAUCGCCGCAAAGAAAGCUAGAAAGCAAGUUGACCACCCGACGAAGCAGGCAAGCCAAAAGAGCAACAAGUUCGAGCAAAAAGCCCGAGAUAAGCGCAGAUCGCGGCCCCAAGAGGGAAGCUUAGAAACAGGGACCUUCACUGAGUUCGCUAUCCCAAUCCACCAGAUCCUAGCUCAAGUGAAGGAUAAGCCGUGGGUGAGGAGACCACCACCCAUGAAGGGAGACCCCUCUAAAAGAGACGCCAGCAAAUACUGCGCAUUCCACGGGGAGCACGGUCAUUACACCAACAACUGCAACGCUUGGAAAAGGCACCUUGAGGAGCUGGUCAGAGAAGGCCAUUGCACAGAGUUCGUUGCAAAGAAGGCUAUCCAGCAGAUCGAGGAUCGUGAUGUAGCUGCCAAGGAACCUCCCCAAAAGGCAACUUAUGUCUCCCAAGUCACAACGGGAGUACCAGCUGUUGGGGAUACACCUAUCAUUGGCUUCCAGAAGAAGGACUUGAUCGGGCUGGACCUGCCACAUAAUGACGCCCUAGUCAUCUGCAUCCAAAUUGAACAAGCUGUGAUCGAGCGAGUUCAUGUAGAUGAGGGCAGCGCAGCCAACAUCCUGCAACUAUCUGUUAUCCAACAGAUGGGGUUCGAGCCCAAGAUUAGCAAACUUGCCAGAUCGCUCACCGGCUUCAAUGGGGCCACAUCAAUCACUGUUGGAACGAUCGACUUGGAUGUCCACUCACCCCCAGUAGUCUGCUCGCAGACCUUCAUGGUCAUCGACGAGGUUUCCCCCUACAACGGAAUCUUGGGCCGACCGUGGAUCAGCAAGAUCGAGGCCAUCACAUCUGCUCUACAUCAGAAGAUCCGUUAUCCCAUCCCUGGGGGCGGAAUCGGGCAGAUCAACAGUGACCAAGCCAUGGCAAGGAGAUGCACCGCCCAAGGGCUCAAGAAGAGCAAGCAGCUGCAGUUCACACCAGUAAUGCAAGCUGCCAACGAGGCAGGAAGCGCUCUUAGCAGACAAGCAAACCCGAAAGGGAAGGAAUUAAGGAACCAGGAUCGAGACGAGGGAAUCCGCCCGGAAGACUCCCCUGAAAAGGGUUGGAAGCCUGAGGAUGACUUUGAGUUAGUACCCCCCGAUCCUGACCAGCCAGACAAAGAGGCGCAGAUUGGCUCAUGCCAGAAUCCGAACAAGAAGGAUCGAGACGAGGGAAUCCGCCCGGAAGGCUCCCUUGAAGAAGGUUGGAAGCCUGAGGAAGAAGUUGAGUUAGUACCCCUCGAUCCUCACCAACCAGACAAGAAAGCACGGAUCGGCUCGCGCCUAAGCCCAGACGAGAAGAUGGAGCUGACCAUCUUCCUCCAGAACAACAAAGACAUGUUCGCGUGGUCACCAUCUGACAUGCCUGGCAUUGACCCAAAUAUCAUCUGCCAUCGGCUCCAUGUCAACCCUGCUAGCAAGCCCGUGGUGCAGAAGAGACGCAACUUUGCUCCCGAGCGGGUCGCGAUCAUUGAAGCCGAGAUCGACAAGCUCCUAGCUGCCGGUUUCAUUGAAGAGGUCUCCUACUCGGAAUGGUUGGCUAACGUUGUUCUGGUGGCAAAACAAGAAAAGGGAAAAUGGAGAGUAUGCGUUGAUUACACCGACCUCAACAAAGCAUGCCCUAAAGACAACUUCCCACUGCCGAGAAUCGACCAGCUCGUGGAUUCAACUUCCGGCAACCAGCUGCUCAGCUUCAUGGAUGCUUACUCCGGCUAUAAUCAAAUUAUGAUGUACGAUGAUGACAAGGCGAAGACCUCUUUCAUCAUCGAAAGAGGGACCUACUGCUACAAGGUCAUGCCCUUUGGGCUGAAGAACGCUGGAGCAACCUACCAAAGGCUCGUGAAUAAAAUUUUCAAGGAGCAGAUCGGCAGAACCAUGGAGGUGUACGUGGACGAUAUGCUGGUUAAAGCCCCCAAGCCGGCAGACCACCUCAAAAACCUCACCGAGGCGUUCAGCCUACUCCGCCAAUAUCGCAUGAAGCUGAAUCCAAGUAAAUGCACGUUCGGUGUAUCGUCUGGCCGGUUCCUAGGGUACUUAGUGACGCAACGAGGUAUCGAGGCACACCCGCGCCAAAUCAAAGCCAUUCUCGAGAUGAAGUCGCCUUCCACAGUGAAGGAGAUACAAAGCCUGACGGGCAGAGCAGCGGCCCUUAACAGAUUCCUCUCAAAGUCUACCGACAAGUGCAGACCAUUCUUCAAAGCUUUGAAGAAAGGACAAAAAGACAAAUGGGACGAAGAGUGCGAAGUAGCUUUCCAGAAUCUAAAGACCUACCUUACUUCACCUCCCUUGCUCUCAAAGCCAGUUCCUGGUGAAGACUUGUUCGUGUACCUGGCAGUGUCCAACUCGGCCGUCAGCUCAGCUCUCAUUCGAGAAGAACUUGGGGCCCAACAUCCGAUAUUCUACACGUCAAAAGCUCUCCUCGAUGCAGAGACUCGUUACCCGAAAUUGGAGAAGCUCAUUUUGGCCCUUGUGGUUUCUGCGAGAAAGCUGCGACCUUAUUACCAAGCUCACCGAGUCAUCGUCAUGACCGACUUUCCUUUGAGAUCAAUCCUCCACAGCCCUGAUGCUUCUCAGCGACUCAUGAAGUGGGCUAUAGAGCUAAGCCAAUACGACCUCCUCUACCGGCCGAAGACUGCAAUAAAAGCUCAAGCCUUAGCAGACUUUGUUGCAGAAUUCACACCAUCAGCCGAAGAAGAGAAGCUGGUCAGCAAAAAGAAGGAAAGUUCGAGAGCAGACAAGACCUCUACUGAACCUGACCAACCCAGAGACAUGUGGCAGUUGCGCGUAGACGGAGCGUCGAACCAGAAAGGAGCUGGAGCAGGCGUCGUCAUCAUCACCCCAGAUGGAACCCUGUUAGAGCAAGCUAUCACGCUUGGCUUCCCGGCUUCAAACAACGAGGCAGAGUACGAGGCGUUGCUCGCUGGCUUGCGCUUGGCAAAGGAGCUAUCAAUCAAGAAGCUGGCCAUCUACUCAGAUUCCCAGCUGAUCACAAGUCAAGCCUCAGGAGAAUACAUGGCGAAGCACCCAAGGAUGAUCUUGUACCUUGACAAAGUUCAAGAGUUGUUGAAGGCGUUUCCCACCUUCACCAUCCAGCAAGUUCCCAGAACAGAGAACGCGCACGCAGAUGCACUAGCAAGCUUAGGAUCGGCGCUGGAUACCCAGUUCAGACGUUCCAUCCCGGUCGAGCACCUUGACCAGCCUAGCAUAGAGGAGGCGGAGCAGCCGGACCUGAUGCAGAUCGAUGAGGAUCCGAGCUGGCAAGACCCAAUUAUUGACUACCUAGUGAAUGAAAACCUGCCCAAGGACAAGUCCGAGGCCAGAAAAAUCAAGCAGAAGGCUGCAAGAUACUACAUGAAAGGCGACAUGCUUAUCCGCAGAUCAUACUACGGGCCUCAUCUCACUUGCAUCAAGUACCCACAAACGCUCGAGGUUCUUUGCAAGAUACACGACGGCGAAUGUGGAAAUCACGCUGGGGGCAGAUCGCUUGCUCAGAAGGCUCUCAGCAUAGGCUAUUUCUGGCCUACCAUGCGCCAAGACUCCACGGAGUAUGCUCGAAGAUGUGAUCGAUGCCAACGCUACAAGCCGGUCCCUGGCCUGCCCGCUGAGGAAUACCAUCCGCAGAACAGUCCAUGGCCAUUCAUGCAGUGGGCCAUUGACUUGGUGGGACCUAUGCCGACGGCACCUGCCAACAAAGAGAUGAUGAUCGUUGCCACUGAUUACUUCACCAAAUGGAUCGAGGCCGAGGCUUUAUCUUCUACCAAGGAGGCCGAUGUUGAACGGUUCAUCUGGAAGAACAUUAUUUGCAGAUUCGGUUGCCCGCAAUCGAUAGUCACCGACAAUGGUACACAGUUCGUGGGCAGGCAGAUCACCGCAUUCUUUGCGAAGUAUGGCAUCAAACAACACCUGUCAACACCCCGAUACCCGCAAGGCAAUGGCCAAGCAAAGGCAUCCAACAAGAUAAUGCUGGAUUGCCUAAAGAAAAGACUGGAAGGCGCAGAAGGAAAAUGGGUCGACGAGCUGCCAGGAGUCCUAUGGGCUUAUCGCACGACCAAAAGGAGAUCGACCGGAGAGACACCAUUUUCCCUGGCCUAUGGGACAGAAGCAAUUAUUCCCCCACACAUCACAGUCCCUUCCAUGAGCAUUGAGGUGGACAGCCUUGACCAAAACUGCAAGCAGAUGAAAGUCAACCUUGAUCUGCUUGAAGAAGAACGAGAAAAGGCUAUUGUUCGAGUUGCCGCCUACCAGCAGCAGUUGACGUCCUACUACAAUAAGAAGGCUAAGAUAAGACAGUUUCAGCCUGGAGACCUUGUGCUUAGAAAAACUUUCAUCACAGCACCAAGGCAAGGGUCAAAGAAAAUGAAGCCAAACUGGGAAGGCCCCUACGUGAUCAGCCGAUCUGGGGGCAGAGGAAGUUACACCCUUGAUACUCUAGAAGGAAAAGAAAUUCCAAGACAAUGGAAUGCCCACCACCUUCGAAGAUACUAUCCAUGA
Prunus armeniaca (apricot) is the source of this 4878-nucleotide messenger RNA. NCBI's taxonomy places the organism in Eukaryota, Viridiplantae, Streptophyta, Magnoliopsida, Rosales, Rosaceae. The record is from the annotation of a GenBank genome assembly.